ACUGAGGUUUAUUUCCUAUUUUAUCUCGAGUAACACAUCUUUGUACUUCUUUAUAAAUACCUUCAUAUUAGAGAAGAAUACAUAUAUGAAGAUAAGUUGUAUGCGCGUGAAUUAGUUAAAGUUGAAGACACAGCGGCAUGGCUACUACAAUGAUGAAUGUGAACGCAGUACUGGUCGCCAUCACCCUGGCUCUGCUAACGUGCUCGCCUCGGUGCAUUUACUCGGACGACCAGCGGCUCAUGGUGAACAUGACUCUGGUCCGGAACGCUUCGGCUCUUGGAGCUUUUUGCUUGGAUGGGAGUUUGCCUGCGUAUCACCUGCACAGAGGAUUCGGGGGCGGAGCAAGAAACUGGCUUUUACAGUUCGAGGGUGGAGGGUGGUGCAAUAGCAUAAAAUCAUGCUUGGACAGAGCCAACACCCGUAGAGGAUCAACACGCUACAUGAGCAAGUGGGAGGUCUUCUCUGGAAUUCUAAGCAAUAAUGCAUCUCUAAAUCCAGAUUUUUACAAUUGGAACCGUGUGAAGCUUAGAUAUUGCGAUGGAGCUUCAUUUGCUGGAGAUGCAGUAUAUAAAAACGGGACGUCAUUGCUCUAUUUCAGAGGGCAAAAGAUUUGGGAAGCAAUCAUUCUGGAUCUUCUGCCAAAAGGUUUAGGACAGGCAAGAAAGGCUCUGCUAUCAGGUUCUUCUGCUGGGGGUUUAUCAUCCUUUUUGCAUUGUAACAACUUCACUAAAUAUUUACCAAGCACUGCCAGUGUGAAAUGCUUGAGCGAUGCCGGAUUCUUUCUUGACGAAAGAGAUAUAAGUUCUAACCACACCAUGAGGUCUUUCGUUAAAGAUGUUGUUUCUCUACACGGGUUAGAGAAGAAUCUGGAUGAGAACUGCACCGCCAGCUCCCUUAAUUUUCCCGAGCUGUGUUUCUUCCCUCAGUACGCAUUGAAGUUCAUUACACCACCUUUUUUCAUAUUGAACUCAGCUUAUGAUGUUUACCAGUUCCAUCAUAUAUUGGUGCCACCUUCAGCUGAUCCACAAGGCCACUGGAAUCGUUGCAAACUGAAUCCGGCGGCGUGCAAUCCUCAACAGUUGAAUACAUUGCAAGAAUUCAGGCGUGACAUGAUUGUUGCUAUGGGAUUGUCCUACAAAUAUUCGAGACGAGGAGGCUUCUUCAUUAAUUCAUGCUUUGGUCACGGCCAAAGUGAGUCUCAAGACUCAUGGUUUGCUGCAGACUCUCCAAGGGUUCACAAUAGGACCAUUGCAGAAGCAGUAGGUGAUUGGUACUUCAGUAGAAGGGCAACAAAGGAAAUUGACUGCCCAUAUCCUUGUGAAACUACCUGCAUUAACCUUAUACCGUCAACUCAAGCCCUUUUACAAGAUUUGAGAAGCUAUUAGGUCCAACAUUUUCAAGGAGACAAAUUUCUCUUGAAGCUUCACAAGGAAGAAGAAAGAAUACAAAUAUACAAUACAAUACAAAG
Prunus avium (sweet cherry) is the source of this 1468-nucleotide messenger RNA. The record is from RefSeq and is a predicted model, not a curated record. NCBI's taxonomy places the organism in Eukaryota, Viridiplantae, Streptophyta, Magnoliopsida, Rosales, Rosaceae.